Molecule: messenger RNA, 5769 nt
Organism: Melopsittacus undulatus (budgerigar)
Lineage: Eukaryota; Metazoa; Chordata; Aves; Psittaciformes; Psittaculidae
Gene: GDAP1
Product: ganglioside induced differentiation associated protein 1
Exons: 6
Coding region: 8-1018 (336 amino acids)
Biological process (GO): mitochondrial fusion; mitochondrial fission
Cellular component (GO): mitochondrial outer membrane
Source: RefSeq, a predicted model, not a curated record
GCCGGCCAUGGCGCCGCUGGUGCUGUACCACUGGACGCAGUCCUUCUCCUCGCAGAAGGUGCGGUUGGCAAUAGCCGAAAAAGCCCUCAAGUGCGAAGAACACGAUGUAAACCUGCCACUGAGCGAGCACAACGAGCCGUGGUUCAUGCGCUUGAAUUCCUCUGGAGAAGUACCUGUCCUGAUCCAUGGAGAGAACAUCAUUUGUGAAGCAACACAGAUCAUUGAUUACCUGGAAGCAACCUUUGUCGAUGAGGGAGUACCAAGAUUAAUGCCAGAAGAAGGGAGCAUGUAUUAUCCAAGGGUGCAGCACUAUAGAGAGCUUUUAGACUCCUUGCCUAUGGAUGCCUACACACAUGGCUGCAUCCUGCAUCCCGAGUUAACCGUGGACUCCAUGAUUCCAGCCUAUGCUACCAGCAGAAUUCGUAGCCAAAUAAGUAACACAGAAUCAGAGUUGAAGAAACUUGCGGAAGAAAAUCCAGACCUUCAAGAUGCCUACAUAGCAAAACAGAAGCGCCUUAAAUCUAAGCUGCUGGAUCAUGAUAAUAUAAAAUAUCUAAAGAAAAUACUGGAUGAACUGGAAAAAGUUUUGGAUCAGGUUGAGACUGAAUUGCAGAGGCGAAAUGAGGAAACACCAGAAGAUGGAAAUCAGCCUUGGCUCUGUGGUGAUUUCUUCAGUCUGGCAGAUAUAUCACUUGCUGUCACAUUACAUCGCCUGAAGUUUCUGGGAUUAGCAAGAAGAAACUGGGGAAAUGGAAGGCGGCCCAACUUGGAAGCCUACUAUGAGCGUGUCCUGAAGAGAAAAGCAUUUUGCAAAGUUUUAGGACAUGUCAACAAUAUAUUAAUCUCAGCUGUGCUGCCAACAGCGUUUCGUGUGGCCAAGAAAAGAGCACCCAGGGUUCUCGGCACCACCCUGCUGGUCAGCGUGCUGGCAGGAAUGGGUUAUCUUGCUUUCAUGUGUCUCCGAAAGAGGUUUACCAACGUGAUACUACCAUUUAGAACCAGGCACAGUUAUUUUUAGAUCCAUCUGUCCCUGGUGGUGAGUGGAGGGCAUCUCUACAUGCCCCUGGAAAAAUUCCCCAAUAAAAUGUAAACAUAGAAGAAAGAUUAUAUCUGUAAAUUAGAGCAUUGUCACACAGUAAUCAUCUCCUGCUAUUGUAGAAUUGGACUGGCAAUGCUGAGAUACUUGGAAAACACAUGUAGGAGGGACAACAAAGGAAAGAAGAGACUUUCCCUUCAGACAAGGACUUGGAAGGGCUGUGACAGUGCUUUGUUAAAGUGGUGAUUGUCUCUUUUAUGCAGUAGCUGACCUAAUUCUAAUGCUUUUAUUUAAUACAUAUGCAGCAAUGUGAGAGCUUUUCAGUGCAGGUGAAAUGCAUUACUGUGCAGAAACCAGCACUGUUGAAAUACAGAAAAUAGCACUUACUCUUAUGUAGCUGGAGUAGGAUUUAAGUGAACAUAGGCUCUGUGCCUGGUGUGUGCUGGAGUGAAUGUCUCUGUACUGAUGAAUGUCUACUGAUUUGCAGCUGGACCUUUAGGAAUGUUUUAAGAAGUAGUGUUGUGGAGCCACUUUUGUCACUGUAUGCUGAUGCACCAGUGCAGGAAGAGACCUGAAAACACAUAUUAUAGAGUCAUCGAAUACCAAGUUGAAAGGUACCUCAAGGAUCAUCUGGCUUUCUUGGCAAAAGCAUAGUCUAGACAAGAUGGCCCAGUACUCUGUCCAGCUGAAUCUUAAAGUGUCCAGUGUUGGGGAAUCCAACACUUUCUGGGGAGAUUAUUCCAAUGACUGUUCUCAUUGUGAAAAAUUUUCCUCUUGUGUCCAGUCAGAAUCUCUCUAGGAGUAACUUGUACCCAUUACCCCUAACUUUUUUUGUAUGACUCCUUGUAAAAAGGGAGUCUCCAUCUUUGUAGCCACCCUUUAAAUACUCACAUACAGUUAUAAGGUCUCUCCUGAGCUUUCUUUUCUCCAGGCUGAACAAGCCCAGCUCUCUCAAACUUUCCUCAUACAACAGCCUUCCCAGUCCUUUGAUCAUCACUGCAGCCAUUUUCUCCAGCUUGUCCACAUCUUUUUUGUGUUGCAGGAACAUGGUAUUCCAGGUGUGACUUGAAGCGCUGAGUGGGACAACAUCUUUCUCUGUACUGGGAAUACCCUUGUUGACUUUCUUUGCCGCAGUUGCACACAGUUCACUCAUAUUGAGCUUGCUGUCCACCAGGAUUCUCAGGUCUCUUUCCACAGAGCUGCUCCCCAUAUGGAUAGGUUCCAGCUUGUGCUGCACUCUUAGAGAUUGUGUUUACCAGGGGGCAAGACCUUACACUUGUUGUUGUUGAAAUUCAAAACGUUCUUGUUAGCCCACUCUUCCUGCUUAUCCAGGUCUUCUUGCAGGGUAGCUCUUCCUUCCACAGUGUCCACUUCCUCACUCAGUUUGGUACCAUCGGCAAACUUAAUGGUACAUUUGAUCCCAUCAUCCAGAUAACUUAUGAAGACACUGAACAGUGUUGGGCCCAGUAUUGAUCCCUGAGUGACCCCACUAGUGACAAGUGCCAGGAGCUCUUUGCCACCACCCUCAGGAUGUGAUCAGCUAGCUCCUCACCCACUGCACAGACCACUCAUCAAGACAAUAACAUAACAGUCUCUAGGAAGCUUUAGGAAACCAUAUUGAAAGCCUUGGAGAAAUCCAGGUAGGCAGAGUCCACAGUUCAGUUUGCCCCUGUUGAAUUCGUGCUGGCUUUUCCCAGUUAUGUGCUUGGUUUGACUUGUGAUAGCCCACAGGAGGAUUUGUUCCAUAACCUUCCCAGGAAUUAAUGUAAGAUUGAUGGACCUGUAAUUUCCAGGAUCCUCCUCUGGGCCCUUCUUGUAGAUGGAGUGACAUGAGCCUUCUUACAGUCUUCUGGGAUGUCUCCCAGUCUCCAUGACUUUUCAGAGAUUAUUGACAGCAGCCUUGCAAUGACAUCAGCCAGCUCUCUUCACACCUUCAGGUGGAUAUUGUCAAUGCCCAUCAAUCUGUAGGGGUCAAGCUCCUGUAAUAGUUCAUACAAUAACUCAUAUUUCACUGAUGGUGGAUCUGUGUCUGUGUCAACCUGGAUUUCUCAUCCCAAGACCAGGGGCCCAACAGUGCUGGUAAAGACAGAGGUGAAGAAGGUGUUGAGAAUCUGCGUAUUCAAUCUUGGUAACUAAUUUCCCUUUCUUGCUUAACAGCAGGCCAGUGUUUUCCUUUUGUUUAUGCUUCUUAAUGUACCUGAAGAACCCUUUCUUGUAGUUCUUGACACCUUUGGCAAGUUUCAGUUCAAGCUGAGCUUUUGCUUAUCUAACUGAGUCACUAUGCACCCUGGAAAUGCCCUUGUAUUUCUCAAUAGUUACUUGUCCACUUCUCCAUCUCUAGUAUGUCGUCUGGUUUUGAGCGUACAUCAGUGAUGUGUGGGCCACAUGAGUGAGAUUCUCCAGAGACAUCAGCAGUCAACAGAUGCUGAAAUACAAAUGGGAGUAAAAAACCUGAAACUUGUCUUUUGAAAGCUUUUUGGGUAGGCUUUGGCUCAGCCAUGUCCCCAGCUCAGCUGUAAGCCCUGGGUGAGUCAACCCAAACUAUCUAUUUUGGUGCACAUUUAUUGCUUUCAGUGGGGUGGCUUGAUAGAGUUGUCUCUGUAUCAGUGUCCCAUGUACCCUUUCUUGUUUCCACCCUGAGCACUAGCUAUAUCUUGCACACUACUUGGCUAUGUUAGCAAUGGCACAUGGCUCUGUAAAAUGUUUGCCCACAAUGUGCCACAGCCAACUAGAAAACGUAUGCACAACAAUGCAUUUUGUAGAAGUAGUUUAAAAUAGUUCACUAUAUUUCAGUCUGGUUAGGCAGCCUAGACUGACGGUGGAACUGUAGUUUAGCAAUCUGUUUACUUAUGGAGAGGUGUCAUAUUGGUGGUAAGUGAAAAUACAUGUCAGUUUGGAGACAAAUUAUUUGUACUGAAGAUUUUUUGCAAAGCUGCACUCUUGCAGCGUGUAAGAAAGGUGUAGAAAAACACUUUGAUUACUUCCCACUACUCAGCAGAUGCUGAGAGUUUUAUUAGGUUUGAAAUGAUCUCCUAGUUCAAUGAGAAGCGCAUAAUUACCUGGAAUAGACUUUGAAACAUUUUGCAGCAAGAAAUCAAUUGUGAAGGGCUGAAAAGUCUCAUGACAGUUUAGUAAGAUUUUUGUAUUCUUGAUGAAUGUCUGAAAGCCUCAGAAUUUUGUUUACAAGCUGUAAAUAACUGCCACAAGCAAAACUUAGCUUUAAAUAGCCUAAGAACAUUUUAGAUCCAGUGCUGGUGGCAUUGGUCUUUCUGCACACAGCAGAAAGAAGAUCCUCUCUCAAGUUUGCUGGAGAGAACUGAAGCAGCUUCUGCCUGGGCAGUCUCACCAUCUAGCACAUAUCAAAAUGGAUAAAAAAGUUGAAUACUCCUACUCAUAAUUUAAUAUUGUGCUAGUUGUCUAGCAAAAGAAGACCUAAAUCUCAUUGCUCCUUUUCAGUAACAAGAAACAUCUUACCUAAGAAACAACGCUUUAUUUCAUUUGUUAAAAGGACAGUUUUAUAUAAUUCUAUUUCAUGACCCAGUUGUCCUCAAGAACUUGUUGAAUUAAAUAUACUCUGUUUAUGAAAGCUUUAGAGUAAGCUUAAUCCAACGGUACUAUUAAUGUGCUGUCAGCUUCAGCUGAGUUUGUUUUUUGUGUAUUGCAGUUCAUCUGCAUUUACUUGUAACAAACAAAUUCCACUAAGUUUAGCACAAAGUAAGGCCUGUAACUUAAAUGCUUCCCUGGCAUGUGUUCCUGUCAGGCCAUCUGUAGAGCUUAAUCUGAUCAAGUCAGGGUAAAAUUCAAUAUAUAUGAUUUAGCUUUCUUUAGAAUUGAUUUAUAUUUUUCUUUCCUCCUUUUUUAAUGCAAUGGUUAUAAAUAAGACACUUCUAUUCCCAGAGGUGUGCCGGUUUAGUUCACACUAGAAGUCCUGUGGGCUGUGAUACAAAUUAUCAAUGAAACAGUUCUACUUCCUCCCAGACCUCAGUGAUCUCUGCCAGGAGCUGCAGAUACUGUUGGGAAGGAUUGAAGUGACCACCAGAUGUCAGUAGUCCUCCAGGGCUACAUUUUGGCAUGCCUCUGAGGUGUGCAGGAAACACUAGUUUUCACAAACAUAAAUGUGAUCUCAGUGUAAGAUGGAUGUGAGCAUCCUCUUCAGACUGGUAGUCUCUUAAGAGCUCUUGAAACAACUGCUUUGGUCUAUCACAGGUAGGUUCUCUGAUGCCUGUGAAUUAUACUUGUGUGUAGUUUUGACACUGGAUAAGUAAGAGGACAAAGUUGAAGUAAUAUUUCACAUUAAAAUGAAUGUUACUGAACAGCAAUUAAACUUGUCUGCAGGAAUGAAUGUGAAUAAAACUUGUACUGUGGAGAAGUUUGGAUCUCUGAUUUAAUUCAUGUUUGUUACUUCAGCUAUUUGAAGCCUCCUUAUUUUUACUGCCCUGAAAUACUCUGUGCAACAUUGAUUUCUGUACAGGUGGCAGGAAAAGGCUUAUCCAUGAUUAAAUUCCUCAAAAUAGGAUGAGAUUUAGAAACACAUAUGCUGUAUUUCGCUCUUUGCACAGGAUAGCUUUUGUGUGGUGCUUGUAAAGUUUCUUUUCAGCCUGCCUUAUUUUCCUUGCUGUGGUACCUCUCUUUACUAUUUAGAUUGGAUACACAAGCCAUCUUCCAGUUUUUAUUUCCUGUUUGUUCUCAUAUCAUGCAUCAGAUAUAUUUCAUAUCUUUUUAUGUGGAACGUG